Molecule: messenger RNA, 1326 nt
Organism: Acanthocheilonema viteae
Lineage: Eukaryota; Metazoa; Nematoda; Chromadorea; Rhabditida; Onchocercidae
Source: the annotation of a GenBank genome assembly
AUGAGAGAAAUCAUUCAUAUCCAAAUUGGUCAAUGUGGCAACCAAAUUGGUACAAAGUUCUGGGAAGUAAUUUCGGAUGAGCAUGGCAUUGAGCCUAAUGGGACUUAUAGAGGUGACUCACCGUUGCAGUUGGAGCGCAUUGAUGUGUAUUUCAAAGAAGCUGAAGGAAAAAAAUAUGUACCUCGUGCAGUAUUGGUCGAUCUGGAACCAGGAACCAUGGAUUCGGUACGCUCUUCAACUUAUGGAAAGCUUUUUCGACCAGACAAUUUCGUGUUUGGUCAAAGUGGUGCUGGAAACAACUGGGCUAAAGGUCAUUACACCGAAGGAGCAGAACUUGUUGAUGAGGUGUUGGAUGCUCUUCGAAAAGAAGCGGAAAGCUCUGAUUGUUUGCAGGGUUUUCAACUUACUCAUUCCUUGGGAGGUGGUACGGGUUCUGGAAUGGGAACACUUCUCAUCGCCAAAAUACGUGAAGAAUAUCCGGAUCGCAUCAUGUCAUCAUUUUCCAUAUUUCCAUCUCCCAAAGUAUCAGAUGUUAUUAUCGAACCGUACAAUGCAACCCUAUCUGUACAUCAACUCGUAGAAAAUACAGAUGAAACAUUUUGUAUCGAUAAUGAAGCACUCUACGACAUUUGUUUGCGUACUCUAAAACUUACUGGACCGACUUAUGGUGAUCUUAAUCAUUUAAUAUCGAUGGCCGUUUCGGGAGUAACCACUUGCUUACGGUUUCCUGGUCAAUUAAAUGCUGAUCUGCGUAAACUAGCAGUUAACAUGAUCCCAUUUCCGAGACUUCACUUUUUUAUGCCUGGUUUCGCUCCGUUAACUGCUCGUAAUACUGCUGCAUAUAGGUCACUCAAGAUCAAUGAAUUGAUCCAACAGUUGUUUGACGCACGCAAUAUGAUGACCGCCUGUGACCCAAGGCACGGACGCUAUCUAACUGUUGCCGCAAUGUUCCGUGGACGACUAUCGAUGCAUGAGCUAGAAACACAAAUUUUGAAUGUUCAAAACAAAAACUCAUCUUACUUCGUUGAGUGGAUUCCAAAUAAUAUCAAGACAGCAGUUUGUGACAUACCUCCACGUGGGAUUAAAAACAGUGCUACUUUCCUUGGAAAUACCACUGCCAUCCAAGAAAUAUUUAUCAGAAUCACUGAGCAGUUCGAAGGCGAGGGUAUGGACGAAAUGGAAUUCACAGAAGCGGAUAGUAAUAUGAAAGAUCUGAUUUCGGAAUAUCAGCAAUAUCAAGAUAUGCCGGAUGAUGAGGAUUCAGAUGAAGCGAUCAAUGAACUCGGACAAGCAGAUGAUGAUGAGAAACAGCUCAAUCAGGAAUGA